Messenger RNA from Phytomonas sp. Hart1, 1004 nucleotides. The record is from the annotation of a GenBank genome assembly. NCBI's taxonomy places the organism in Eukaryota, Euglenozoa, Kinetoplastea, Trypanosomatida, Trypanosomatidae.
AGUAUACUAUAACAAUGCCAAAACUAGUUCCCGCUGUGAAACCUCGCAUUCAAAGCAGGGAGAAUUUUUCAAGGAUGCUACAUAAUAUUUCAAAGGUCAAGGACAACAAGUUUUCAUCUUCAUUAAAAUCCAUGUACAACGGGUUGACAAAAGAGGAAAUAGUAAAAAAUCUCAUCUGGGUAUUCCCGACUACUGACUGUAUGACGGAUGACUUGCCUCAACAUGUCAGUAAACCUGAAAAGACUCUAAACGGCCUGGGUGAAAAUUUCGAUAGAAAUAAUUUACAGUCUUGCUAUGGCUCUACCGGCCAAAACAAUAUGGCUAUUGCGGUAUCUUCAAUGUUCACUAAUGACUACCUUACAUUACGGUGUAAAUCCGAAUCGAAAGAUGCUACGAUAUUUUCUGAUACAAGUCAUAAGACUAAAAUAUAUAGGGAAGCUGAGGUAAAAGUAGCUAGUCAAUGUACAAGCAGAUCACCUUCCGUAUCCCAAACUGAUCACACUACGCUGACGCGGCAACAGCAAAAACGCGAAAAAAGGAAUAAUACUACUACAGUCAAGGUUCAAAGGAAUAACAAGCGACCAAGGACAUCUAGUCAAUUAUCCACUAAGAGCACAAAUGAUAAUAAUGCGGUUGACUACAUUAUUUGUUCAAGUGACAAAUCUGUAGAAGGUCGACGUAGUGAUAGUGUCGAAAUAAUUAGUCAAAUCUCUCAAUCUAAAAUGCUUCCGUGUAAACAUGAAACUACAGCAAAUAGAAGAAAUCCUACCGCGCCGUGCCAGCGUUUGAUUACAUCAUUCCUCGUUCGAAAAGAAUAGUAAUACUUAAAUGCAUGAAACUUACACUGAUUCUGUCAAUACAGGAAAAUGUCAGGGAAUAUAAAUAUAGUCACCCUACUAGAUAUAAUUCACAAUGAAUUUCGCUUUUGUAUGCCUAGGGAAAAAAUAUAUACACUGAGUUUUGUAUGUCCCUUUAGCUUAAGCUGUUAUUUUUACCUACAAAAA